Molecule: messenger RNA, 979 nt
Organism: Anopheles stephensi (Asian malaria mosquito)
Lineage: Eukaryota; Metazoa; Arthropoda; Insecta; Diptera; Culicidae
Gene: Dhfr
Product: dihydrofolate reductase
Exons: 2
Coding region: 115-675 (186 amino acids)
Biological process (GO): glycine biosynthetic process; tetrahydrofolate biosynthetic process; dihydrofolate metabolic process
Cellular component (GO): mitochondrion
Molecular function (GO): dihydrofolate reductase activity; NADP binding
Source: RefSeq, a predicted model, not a curated record
AUUUCCAACUGUCAAGGCGAAAGAACCUGUUGAUUUACAAGCAAGCACGAGACCUUCAGCAAACGCGAUCUUCAUUUCUGGAAAGUAAAUUACUCCCAGCUCUGCCGUAAUACUAUGGCUAAAAAGUUCAGCUGUAUUGUAGCAGUUUGCGAGAAUCGCGGUAUUGGAAUCAAGGGAGAUUUACCAUGGAAACUAAAGCAAGAACUGAAGUACUUUUCGCGAACGACAAAAAAGGUGGAAGAUGCUAACAAACGAAAUGCAGUAAUUAUGGGAAGAAAAACAUAUUUUGGCGUACCUGAGAGCAAGCGACCAUUGCCGGAUCGUUUAAACAUAGUUUUAACGCGCAAUAGCUCUGCGUAUACCUUUCCUCCGGAUGUGCUUGUUUGCGGCAGCCUUCAGGAGGCAUUGGACAAGCUUGACACGACAAGCUACGGCAUGGAUAUUGAAAACAUCUGGGUGGUUGGCGGCAACAGUGUGUACAAGGAAGCCAUGGAGUCUGAUCGUUGCUAUCGGGUCUAUCUGACGGAAGUCAAACAGCGGUUCGAUUGUGAUGCAUUCUUCCCAGAAAUGCCUAAAACGUUCGUGGUUGUGGAAAAUGAUGCAGAUAUUCCGACUGAUGUGCAGGAAGAGAACGGAAUCCAGUAUGAGUACAAAAUUUAUGAGAACAAAAUCUAGCGAUCAGCUUGGUGCGGGACUCACGUUCCAAAGCCAUCUUUCAUCGUUUCGCCUCUUGCAAAAGUUCGUACAACUGUGCAAUCUGUUCAUCGCGAAAGUGGUUUAGCUGGCUUUCUGUCAAAUCUUCUCCUAUCAUUCCAACCGGUCCAGGCUUUCCCCGCAAGCCUAAUUGUUGUGCUAGAUUAAUCGCAUAUCCCUAGUAGAGUUAUGAACAAAUAUUAUCACCAUGUAUCAUCAGUGGCAGGAAUCGUACAUAAUCGCGCUUAAUCAAACCGGGAAAAUAAAAACCAACAACGAACAUCAA